UCCUGCGGCAGCUAAAGGUGGCUGGGACAAUCUGCAGGGAAGCAGCAGGAUCCUGUGACCUCCCUGAAUACUGCACGGGUGCCUCGCCGUACUGCCCGGCCAACGUGUACCUGCUGGAUGGCUCAUCCUGCGCCUAUGGCGAGGCUUAUUGCAACAACGGCAUGUGCAUGACCCACCACCAGCAGUGCGUCCAGCUCUGGGGACCAGGUGCCUGGCCAGCCCCGGAUGCCUGUUUCCAGGACGUGAACAUGGCUGGGAACACCUACGGCAACUGCGGCAAAGACAGCCAUGGGCGCUAUGUGAAAUGCGAAAAGAGGGAUGCCAUGUGUGGCAAGAUCCAGUGCCAGAGCUCAGCUAAGAAGCCCCAGGGGACCAACACUGUCUCCAUCGACACCACCAUCCGCUUCAACGGGCGGGAGGUGAAGUGCCGAGGCACCUACAUGUACACCGCGAAGGAUGACGAGGAAGACCUCUCCGACCCUGGGCUGGUGAUGACAGGGACGAAAUGCGGAGAUGGGAUGGUUUGCAAAGAUCGCCGGUGCCAGAAUGCCUCCCUUUUUGAGCUGGAAAAGUGUGUUUCCCGGUGCAACGGCCAUGGGGUCUGCAACAGCAACAAGAACUGUCACUGCGAUGCCGGCUGGGCUCCACCCUACUGCGAGAAGCCGGGCUUGGGUGGCAGCGUGGACAGUGGCCCUGUGCAGCGCGACAAUCAUGAAGCCAUCGUAAUCACCCUUCUGCUCAUCUUCCUGCUCUUCCUCCCGGCCCUGAUGAUGAGCAUCUACUUUUGGUACCGGCGGGAGAACUCGCUCCUGAAUAAAUGGAUAAAGGAGAUGAGGAGGAGAAGCCAAGAGACAUAUAGGAACAAAACCAUCAGUCGGAAGUCAACCAGUGGCCAUCCCAAAGCUGCUUUCAUCUUGCGGAACAUUUCCACCUCCAGCCACACUAACAAAGCAACACGGGCUGCGUUCCCCCCCAAAACCAACGCUCACCAGCCUGGCUCCCAGCCCGUCAAUAUUGUCCACCCUCUUCGCCCAGCUCCCCACUCCAUCCCGCCACGUCCGAGAGACCCCAAGCCUGCCAGGCCACCUCCACCAGUCAGCAAAUCACCCAUGGUCUCCACCAAAAUGGUCGUCUCCCAAGUUAAGCUACCGCCUCCAAAGAAACCACUUCCCUGUAGCCCCGUGAGGACGCCUCUGGUGAGCCCAAAGCACCAGCCCCCCCGUCGGCCGCUGCCUGGAAGUCCUCUUCUGGCCAAAGAGCUGCCUCCUCCACAUGGACAGACCCUGCUGGUCAUGGUCCCUCCUACCAACUUCAAGGCGUCGGGUACAAGUGUUGUGAGCCACCCCACGAGGCCGUUAAAACCAAUGCCACCUCAAAGGCCAGUCCCAGCCGUGAAAGUCCAAUCAACCUCCUUCCCCUUGAAGAAGUGA
Molecule: messenger RNA, 1430 nt
Organism: Leptosomus discolor (cuckoo roller)
Lineage: Eukaryota; Metazoa; Chordata; Aves; Leptosomiformes; Leptosomidae
Source: RefSeq, a predicted model, not a curated record